UACAAAGCUCUCGCUUUGCUGCAGAGCUGUUUAUGAUAAAGCAAGACAGCAAUGUUCUUUGGAUGGAAGGUGAUUACUGUUUGCUUUCUGCUUCUCUACAAUGCACCCAACUCUUCAACUGAUGCAUAUCUGCUGGCUGGGCAGUUGCCUGAUUUAUCGGUUCAACCUGGAUCUCUUGUCCCUGUAAAGACAAAUGACCCUGAAGUUCAAAGAGCUGCUAGGCUUGGGGUUUAUAAAUACAACAACAGAUCAAAUGAUCUCUUUUUGUUCAAAGAAUCUCACAUAAAUAAAGCCAUGAUGCAGAUUGUGAAAGGAGUGAAAUACAGACUGGGUGUCAAUAUCUGCCGGACUGUAUGCAGCAAAAGAAUACCACAUCCCAACUUGGACAGAUGUGAUUUCCAGAAGAACAAGACACUGAGAAAAAUAUUCACAUGCUAUUUUGAAAUCCGGCUUAUACCUUGGCAGCAGGAAGUCCAUGUCCCAGUCAUCUACUGCCACUAACCUCUCCCUAAUAAAGUCUAUAGAUGUUG
Molecule: messenger RNA, 530 nt
Organism: Candoia aspera
Lineage: Eukaryota; Metazoa; Chordata; Lepidosauria; Squamata; Candoiidae
Gene: CST7
Product: cystatin F
Exons: 4
Coding region: 52-501 (149 amino acids)
Biological process (GO): immune response; positive regulation of myelination; negative regulation of microglial cell activation
Cellular component (GO): endoplasmic reticulum; lysosome; late endosome
Molecular function (GO): cysteine-type endopeptidase inhibitor activity
Source: RefSeq, a predicted model, not a curated record